GGCGCGUGUCGGGAGGCCGUGGGGGAAAUGGCGGCCAUGGCCGGGGUCGACGGCAACGACGACGACGAUGAGGAGAAAGAGGAGGAGGAGCAGUUGGUCAUGGUGGAAUUGUCAGGAAUUAUUGAUUCAGAUUUUCUAACAAAAUGUGAAAAAAAAUGCAAGAUUUUGGGAAUAGACACGGAAAGACCUAUUUUACAGGUGGAUAGAUAUGUCUUUGCUGGAGAAUAUGAAGACACGCUUGGAACCUGUGUUAUGUUUGAAGAAAAUGCAGAACAGGUUGAUUCAGAAGGCAACCGUAAAACACAACUGAAGUAUAAAUGUCAUACGACGAAGAAGCUAAGCAUGACGAGAACACUUCUGACCGAUAAGAAGGAAGGAGAGGAAAGCAUAGGAGGCGUGGAAUGGUUACGGAUCAAGGACAACGACUUCUCAUAUAGACCCAAAAUGAUCUGUAAUUUUGUUCAGCAAACGGAAGAUGAUGAAGUAGCAGUUCAAGCCCUAGACAAACCACUAGAACUGGGGAAGGAGGAGGAUGUCCCAGACAAGAACUCAGGCUUGAAUUAUGAACUGGGGAAACACGGUUCCGGCUCUCUUCUUGAGAGUCCUUCCUCCGAGACUUUAGUAGGAACUCAAGAUCCGACUUCAGAAGUUGUUCCUAUGUGACAUCCCACCGAUGGAAUUCAGUAGGAUUUGAGUAUGUAGCUUUCAUGUCAUGUCAUGUCAAGUGGCUUUGAUAACUACAUACAAAUCUGAGUAGUGGAGAGAUUGACUGAUCGAUCCAGGAUUGAAGAGAUCCUGGAUCGAUCAGUCAGUGGUAUUGAGUGUUUACUCUGUGCAGAACAUGUAUUAAGUACACCUUAUGUCUUCAGAUGUUUACAGGAAUAAAUAUUGGAUGUCAUAAAAUA
Tachyglossus aculeatus (Australian echidna) is the source of this 905-nucleotide messenger RNA. RefSeq names its product general transcription factor IIIC subunit 6 (gene GTF3C6). Gene Ontology annotation, biological process: transcription by RNA polymerase III. Lineage: Eukaryota; Metazoa; Chordata; Mammalia; Monotremata; Tachyglossidae. The transcript has 6 exons. Gene Ontology annotation, cellular component: transcription factor TFIIIC complex. Bases 28 to 663 code for a protein of 211 amino acids. The record is from RefSeq and is a predicted model, not a curated record.